UAAUGUUUAGGUAUCUGUUGAUGCUUUGUGCGUCCAUCCACGUCGGUUUUGUAGCUGAAGACCCCUGUGAGGUGACGCACUGUGACCACAACCAGACAUGUGUAGUCCAGGACGGCCUGCCAGUCUGCCUGUCCAAGACCAGGCUGUGUUCAGCCUGGGGGGAAUCUCACUACCACACCUUGGAUGGCAGGACCUUUGACUUCCACGGCACCUGCAACUACACGUUUGCCCGAGCCCCCUGCCAUGUCUCUUCAAACGCAUCCAGCCCCGUCGAAGUGCAGAUCGCCGGGCCGCCCACUGCCAACGCCACGGCCUCCUUCGACAGGGUCCUUGUUGGUGUCCAGGGCUUUGACAUCACCAUGAUCAAGGGGGAGCUGCGGCAAGUCUGGGUAAACGGACUGAAGCGCCUCCUGCCCUGCUACCUGAGCAGCACGCUGCAGCUGUUCCCCAGUUGCUCCGGCGUCGUCUUGGAGACCGGCUUGGGCCUGUCGCUGCGGUACGACUGGCUCCACCACCUGGAGGUGCGCGUGAGCCAGGAGCUCUCGAGCGCGGUGUGCGGGCUCUGCGGCGGCUCUGGCCGCGACUCAGCCCACGGCCUCCCGGCUCCGGGCGGUAACGCCACGGUCGCCGACCGCGCGGCGGCGGUGGUGGCGUUCGCCCGGUCCUGGAAAACGGGCGGCAACGGCAGCCUGUGCGGCGACGACUGCGGCAGCUCCUGCCCCCGCUGCGACCCUGCUCAGCUGGCGGCGACCCCCGGGGUACGAGCCUGCGGUCUCUUGCAGGACCCGAAGGGUCCCUUCGCCAACUGCCUGAAGACUGUCGAUCCUGCCCCGUACGUCCGAGCCUGCAAGGAUGACCUCUGCACUCAGAAGGGGGACCAUGCCGUGGCUUGCAGGGCCCUUAAGGCUUUUGCGGACGCCUGCCAGGGUUCUGGGACCAGAGUCUCUCCCUGGAGAGAGCUGGCCAACUGCUCCAUGGCUUGUGCUGCAAACAGCCACUACGAAACCUGUGGGUCCUUGUGCCCGGCCACCUGUGGUGACCCCGAUGCCCCCUCUCGGUGCCGGUCUGGCUGUGCGGAGACGUGCCAGUGCGACCAGGGCUUUCUGCUCUGCAAGGAAGGAUGUGUGCGGCCCAGCCAGUGCGGCUGCACCCACCAGGGCUCCUACAGGCCGCCCAACCAAACCUUCUGGGCCGACAAGUGCCAGCAGCGCUGCUCCUGCAGCCCCGCCUCCAGGAACGCCACCUGCAUCCCGGCUCGGUGCGAGCACGACGAGAAGUGCCUGGUUCAGGACGGGGCGUACGGCUGUCACAAGGGGCCCCGCGGGCUCUGCCUGGCUCAGGGGGAUCCCCACUACACCACCUUCGACGGCCGCAGGUUUGACUUUCACGGAAACUGCGUGUACCUUCUGGCGUCGCACUGUCCCAGCAGGGGAGCCCUGCCAGAUUUCAAAAUCGAGGUGCAGAAUGAAAGGAGAGGGACCGCAGAGUCCUUUUCUAAAAUGGUCCGAAUACGGUUGCUUGGCUAUGAGAUCCAAAUCUCUUUGGAGGUGGAGGACAAGGUCUUGGUCAAUGGCCUUUUGUUGGGUCUUCCAACUGUGCUGAGCCGAGGCAAGGUGAAAAUUUACAAGACUGGUCUCUCGCUGUACGUGGAGAGUGAUUUUGGGCUCAUGCUGAGAUACAACUGGAACAACCUUGUGACCCUGGCCAUACCCAGAUCCUUUGCUGGUGCGAUGUGUGGCAUCUGUGGGAAUUUCAAUGGAGACAAAAAUGAUGAUUUGGUCCCCCCAAUGAGCUCAGAUGCCAAUUCCUCAGUUUCUCUGAUCCGUUGGAAGACUAGUGAGAUUGCGGGGUGCACAGACAUGGUUGGUUUCAAGGUGGCGCGGUGUCCAAAUGAUAUCAGAGCAGCCCUCUCUAAGGGGGACCGCUGCGGGAUGAUAAUGGACUCAAAGGGGCCAUUCCGGCACUGCCACGAAACGGUCGACCCCCUCGACCCAUUUGAGAACUGCAUCAGCGACGUCUUUCUGAACAAAUGCAGCCAGGCUGUGCUGUGCCAGAAUUUGGCGGGCUAUGUGGCUACCUGUCAGGAUGCAGGGGUCGAAGUGUACAGCUGGAGGUCCCCAAAGUUCUGCAGCAUGUCAUGCCCUGCCAACAGCGAAUACGCGUUGUGUUCCUCUCCCACCCCCAACUCGUGCGCCGAGCCGCCCAGUCUUCACGCCGCCGUCUGCCAGGAGGGCUGCCGGUGCUUGCCGGGCUUCUUCCGAAGCGGGGAGGAGUGCGUCCCCGAGCUGGAGUGCGGCUGCCUGCGGGACGGGGUCUACCACGCUUCCGGGGCGAUGUUCUUCCCCGGCGAGCGCUGCCUGACGGAGUGCGUCUGCGAGGGUCGCGGCCAGGCGCGGUGCCGGAACAGCACCUGCCCCGCCGGCACGCGGUGCGGUGUCCAAAACGGCACGCGGGCCUGCUACCCGGAGCCGGGCUCGGGCCGGUGCAGCCUCUCCGGAGGGGUGCACGUCCGGAGCUUUGACGGGCGCGGCUUCGACUUCCGGGGAACGUGCGGCUACGUGCUGGCGCAAACGUGCGGCGGGAGCGCGGCUAAGGGGAGCGGAGCUAACGGGAUCGCGGCUAAAGGGAGCGCGGCUAACGGGAGCGACGCUAACUGGACCGAGGCUGCCUUCUCCGUCCUCUUCCAGCCUGGGCGGGUGCACCUGCAGAUUUACGGAACCAAUCUGACCCUGACUUCAGGCAGGAGCGGAAAAGUCGAGGUGGAUGGUGUCCUGUGGAACUUGCCAGCUCAGCUGGGUGAGCUCAGAGUCCUUCAGCUUGGCCUGAGGGUGCAGGUGGAGGCUGACGCAGGUGUGAUUCUGGCCUACGACCGGCAGGAUUUCGUGCAGGUGACCGUCCUCCGCAGCUACGCCGGCCGCCUGUGUGGCCUGUGCGGCGACUUCGACGGGAACGCCACCAACGACCUCCAGCUCCCCGGCGGCGCCCUGACCUCCGACCCCGCUGCCCUGGCUGCGUCGUGGAAGGCUCCGGGCCUGGCCGCGAACUGCAGCGACGGCUGCGGGGGCGGCGGCUGCCCCGCCUGCAACGGCACGGAGGCGGCCCGGUUCCGGUCGGAGGAGCACUGCGGGUUGCUCUCCGCGCCCGCAGGCCCGUUUCGGGCGUGCCUCUCCGUGGUGGACCCCGGGCCCCAGUUGGAGAACUGCGUGUACGACCUGUGCGUUUCCCAUGGCGACCGGGGAAAGUACUGCAGCAACCUGCAGGCUUACACGCUGGCCUGCCAUGCAGCUGGGGCUCGCAUCGAGCCGUGGAGGAAUCAUACCUUCUGCCCUCUUGCCUGCCCUCCCAACUCCGAGUACAGCGUGCGCGUGGACACCUGCGCGGUGACCUGCGCCAACGUUUCCCACCUGGCCUGCCGGUCGUUCAGGGCCGAGGGCUGUCGCUGCGACCCUGGCUUCCAGCUGAGCGUGAAUCGCUGCGUCGAGGCGGAGGCGUGCGGCUGCUUCCAGCAUGGCCGGUACUACGAGCUGGGGGAGACGUUCUGGGCUGGAGGGUGCAAGAAGAGGUGCCACUGCUCCACUCCCGGAACUCUGCGCUGUGAGUCAGCGGCCUGUCCCGAGGGCAGGGGGUGUGGCCUCCUUAACGGCUCCAUGGAGUGCCUUCAGAAAGGUGCGGGUUCCAGUGUUGCCUACCCUGGAGCCAGCUGUUGGGUGCUGGGUGGCUCCUACUUCUCCACCUUUGACGGAACGAACUUCGACUUCCAGGGCAACUGCACCUACAUUCUGGCCCGAAAGUGUGGCAAGGGGGCGUCGUCCCCCCCCUUCACGGUCCUAAUCGAGAAAAGCCAGGAUCUGUCCUCUGCCCUGAAGACCAUUCUGGUCGACGUGUCUGAAGACCACAUUGUCAUGAAGCCUGGGAGCUCUUCCAUAUGGGUGAAUGGGCAGAAGGCGUACCUGCCGGCGACGCUCGGCGACGUGACGAUCCACCGGAGCAGCUUCUUCAUUUUCCUGGACACCACCUUCGGCCUGUCCCUGAAGUACAACGGGGCCCAGUACCUGCAGGUCAGCCUCCGCAACUUCACGGACGUGUGCGGCCUGUGCGGCGACUACAACGGCGACGCCGCCGACGACCUCCGCACACCAGAGGGCGCUGUGGCGGACGCGGUGGCGUUCGGGUGGAGCUGGAGGGACGACGACAAGGACCGCGACGCUGCCUGCGUGGCUGAGUGCUCCGGCGACUGCGCCAUGGCGGAGGACGACCCCCCGCCGGGCGAGGACCCGGAGUACGAAGUGGCCGUACGCAUCAUGCUCUGGUCGGAGUACAGCCCGUUCCUGCGCUGCCACGUCAGCGUGGACCCCAGCGCCUACCUGAAGCUGUGCCAGGUGCACCACUGCACGAAGCUGUGGGACGCCCAGUUCCUGUGCCAGGCUCUGCAGUCCUACACCGCCUCCUGCCAGGCCGCCCGGGUGCAGAUGACCAGCUGGAGGAACAGCACAUUCUGCGUUGCGAAUUGCCCCAAGCACAGCCACUACGUGGUGUGCGGCACGGCCUGCCCGGACUCCUGCUGGGCUUUCGGCCACGCCUCCAACUGCUCGCUGCCCUGCGUGGAGACCUGCCAGUGCGACGACGGCUUCGUGUUCGAGGGCGAGUUCUGCGUGCCGGCGGCCAGCUGCGGCUGCCUCCACCGGGGGGCGUACCACCGGCGGGACCAGCCCUUCUGGGCGGACGAGGCGUGCACGGAGAGCUGCGUGUGCGAGCGUCCCGGCGCGGCCCCCCGCUGCGCCCCGUCCUCCUGCGGGGCCCGGGCCUCCUGCGCCGCUCACGCUGAAGGCCGCGUCUGCCUGCCCUACCGGCUGGGGUCCUGCGCCCUGGAGAGCCGCCGCCACUUCCGAACCUUCGACGGGCGCGCCUUCGACUUCCAGGGGAGCUGUGCGUACCGCCUGGCGGGCCUGUGCCCCGGGGGCGCCGGCCUGACCCCGUUCGAGGUCCGGGUCCUGAACGCCGGGGACGACGCCGAAUCCUCUCUGAAAGUGGUGGUCAGCGUGUACAACGUAACCGUGGAGAUCUGCAGCCACAAUAAUAAACGGGUUACGGUGGACGGUCUCCAUAGAAACAUGCCGUACGCCCUGAGCGGAGGCAAGGUUUCCGUGCGCACCACAGGUCUGCGCACGCUCCUGCACACCGACUUCGGCCUUUCCGUCGCCCUGUACGCCAACGACCGCCUCGCCGUCAUGCUGUCCAGCGAGUACGCCGGCGCCACCUGUGGCCUGUGCGGGAACUACAACGGGGACCCCGCCGACGACCUGACGGGCCGGGGAGGCCAGCCGGCCCAGAGCCCCGCGGAGCUGGUGAGGAGCUGGAACAGCGGGGCGCUCCCCUGGUGCGUGGAGGGCUGCCCAGGGGGCUGCCCGGCCUGCACCCCCAAACAGCGGGCGGAGUACGCGGGGCCCGCCGCCUGCGGGAGGCUGCUGAACGCCUCCGGGCCUUUCCGAAUCUGCCACGCCAAGGUGGCGCCCCGACGGUUCCACGACGACUGCGUCAGCGACCUCUGCUGGCAAGCGGGCGCCGGCUCCGCCCUCUGCCGGUCGCUCGGCAACUACGUGGCUGCCUGUCAGGAAGAGAACGUGAAAAUCUACGACUGGAGAAGCCCGGACUUCUGCGAGCAACCAUGUCCACAGGGUAUGGUGUAUGAUCUCUGCCCGAUUUUCCAUAACAACACUUGUGGAGGCUUUCCCUCGUCCAGUGCUGCUUUCCUGCCCCCUGGAGUCUGCUACGAGAACUGCGUCUGCCCGCCAGGCCUCAUGCUCAGUGGCGCUCUGUGCGUGCAGCCGGGGAACUGCGGCUGUGUCCACCAGGGGGAGUACCUGCAGCUGGGGGAGGUCCUCCUGUCCUGCAAGGAGCGCUGUGUUUGCCAGGCUGGGGGGGUCGUGGCCUGCCACCCGGUCUUCUGCACGGAGGACACGGAGUGCGGUGUGCAGAACAGCGUCCGGGGCUGUUACCCACGCACCCGCUUCGGGCGCUGCUCCCUGGCGGGACGCUCCCACUACAGAACCUUUGAUGGGUGGGACUUCCACUUCCCGGGUACCUGCAACUACACCCUGUCCGAAACCUGUGGCCCGCCGGACGCCGGCCAGGGUGUGAUGCCCUUCCAGGUGCUGCUCCUGAACGGGGCCUCGGGCCAGCGGCAGAUCUGCGUGCACGCUUCCGGGCUGAAGUUGACCCUGUCUCCGAAACAUCCCUACCAAGUUCGGGUGAAUGGGGUCCUUGAGAGACUCCCUUUCUCUGCCGGGAACCUGACGGUGCACCGGCAGGGGCUGUACCUGGCCGUUCAGGCUCUGAACUCCGUCUCGGUGACCUUCGACCUGCGGAGCCAUGUGGUGGUCCGGCUCCCCGAGUCCUACAGGAGCAGGACGUGCGGCCUGUGCGGGAACUACAACGGCGACCCCGCCGAUGACCUGUGGCUGCCGACCGCGAAGGGGGGCCCGGACUGCAGCGACGGCUGCGGGGACAGCUGCCCCCUGUGCGUUUCCCUGCGACCCCGCUACGCCUCGGACCGCCACUGCGGCCUGCUAAAGGCCCGUACCGGGGCCUUCAACGCCUGCCACCCCCUGGUGGACCCCGCCGGGUACUACAGGAACUGCAUGUAUGACCUGUGUGUGUCGGAGGGCCGGGUGGAGCAGCUGUGCGACGGACUGCAGGCCUACGCCAUGGCCUGCCAGGAGGCAGGAGUGCAGGUCGCCCCCUGGAGGAAUGGCACCAAAUGCAUGUUCCAGUGUCCCCAGUUCAGCCACUACACCCCGUGUGCGAACGCCUGCCUGACGGUGUGUGCCGAGGUUGGGCACGUGGUGGACUGCCCUGCCGGCUGUGCGGAGGGCUGCCAGUGCGACGCCGGCUUCUUCUACGACGGCAACGGCUGCGUCCGGCCGGAGGAGUGCGGCUGCUUCCUGGGAGGUCACCGGUACGAGCUGGGAGAAGUAAGACUGCUGCAGAACUGCACCCUGAACUGCACCUGUGGGCCCCCAGCGACAUGUAAACCACACACCUGUCCUGACUCGCACACCUGCGCAGUCAGGGAUGAGGUUAUGGUCUGUCAAUCUUCAGACCCGUGCAAGGGGAAGUGUGGCGCCCAUGAGAAGUGCUCGCAGGGGGCGGGGGGUCCCAUGUGCCAGCCGCCCGCGCUGGACCUGUGCUGGGCCUGGGGCGACCCCCACUUCCGCAGCUUCAGCGGGACCGAUUUCGACUUCGACGGCACCUGCACCUACGUGCUGGCCGCCAGCAGCGGGGGCCAGGGGGCGCUGACCCCGUUCGUCGUCACGGAGAACAGCGAGCGGCGGCACGCCCCCUGGGCCUCGUCCGUCCGCACGGUCGGCUUGAGCGCCUACGGCUACGCGGUGACCCUGCGCCGACAGGACAGAGGCGCUGUGCGGGUGAAUGGGCUGCUCAGCCCGCUGCCGGUCAGUCUGAGGGACAAGAUCAGAGUGGAUUAUUGGGGAGACCUGGUCAUGCUGCAGACGGACUUCGGGCUGCAGGUGAUCUACGACUGGGCUUCCCUGGUCCUGGUGGCGCUGCACCCGGCGUACCGCGGCAAGGUGUACGGCCUGUGUGCGUUCGACAGCGCGGCCCACGCUGGCAGCGACGGCGCCCGCAGCGUCAUCGAGUGGGCCAAGCUGCAGGCGGUCAGCGACGGGGACUGGCUGUGCUGCACGGACUGCGGGCUGACUCCGCCCCCCCUCACGCCGGAGGCGGAGCUCCACAGCCGAGAGCACUGCGCGGUCCUGGAGGAGCCCGCCGGGCCCUUCGCCCUCUGCGCCGAACGGGUCAGCGCCCAGCCGUUCAUCCGGGGCUGCGUGCGGGACCUGUCCCUCAGCGAUGGAGACCACGAGGUCCUGGCGCAGACCCUCCGGUCCUACACCUCCAUCUGCCAGUACCACGGCUUCAGCUUCCAGAACCCCGGAGACCUGUACCACGACGAGGAGGAUGUCUGCGGGCCACACGGGGAGUUUAACGCGUGUGUGUUGCCUUGCCGUCCGUCCUGCGACCACUUCACCAGCCCGGUCUGCGCCCAGCCGUGCAUGUGGGGCUGCGUCUGCGACGCCGGCUACGUCUUCGUGAACCAGACCUGCUCGUCUGCGGACGACUGCGGCUGCCUGGACUCCAUCGGGCAGCAGCGGCGACCCAACGAGACCUUCUGGUCUCCCGAGAGCUGCGAGGACCGGUGCACCUGCGACCCGUCCAGCCGGACGGUCGCCUGCGUCCGGGUCCCCUGCCCCCGCGGCCAGCGCUGCCGGGUUCUGAGCGGCGUCCGCGGCUGCUACCCCGCCGACCCCGCUAACUGCACCCUCCUUGGCGGCCUCCACUUCCGCACGUUCAACGGCCACACCUUCGACUUCCGCGGCGGCCACACGUACACGCUGGCAGCGGCCCCGUCCCACGCCCCCGGCCUCGUCCCCUUCAACGUCUCCAUCGGCAACGCCGCUGGCGGCGCGCGGCUCUUCCUGAGCCUGGACCUGACGGUGCAGGUGUAUGGGCAGGUCCUGACCGUCGCCAAGGAGACGCCGCACAGGCUCCAGGUGAACGGGCUGUACACACCCUUGCCGUACUCUUUCAACAAAGGCCAGAUCCUGGCCUACCACUCCCCCUCGUCUGUCGCGAUCCAAACGGACUUCGGCCUGCAGGUGGCGGUGUACAGGACCGGCGCGAUAACGGUGCUGGUCCCGGGAUGGUACAGCUCGGUCCUGCAGGGCAUGUGCGGUAAACCCGGGGACCCGAAAGGCGAGCUGGUGACGCGUUCUGGCCGGGCCCACGACCCGCAGGAGUUCGCCGACGGCUGGAAGACGGGGGCGGAGGGUCACCCGCUGCCCUCGGACCCGAAACGGUGCAGCGCAGAGGAGCAGGACGUUUUUAAGGACGUUCACUACUGCCACGUGCUGCUGGACGAACAAGGCCCGUUCAAAGAGUGCAUCGCUGUCCUGGACCCUCAGCUCUACUUCGACAGCUGCUUGGCGGACACCUGCACGCACGACGGCCACCCCACCGCGCUCUGCAACGCCAUCGGCGACUACGCCACCGCCUGCCAAGCAGCUAGCCUCACCGUGCGCCAGUGGAGGAGCGAUACCUUCUGUGGGGCGGACUGUCCUGUGAAUAGCCACUACAAGCUGUGUGGGCCCAGCUGUCCGUACGCCUGCUCCGGAUCGCUCAGCUGGGCAGCCUGCAGCAGCCCGUGCCAGGAGGGCUGCCAGUGCGACUCCGCCCUCAAAAUCGACGCCGACAGACUGGUCCUGAGCGACGGCGCGUGCGUGCCGUACGCAGAGUGCGGCUGCCAGUACAAGGGGCAGUACUACCCCAGCGGCACCUUCGUCCUGGGUGCCCGGUGCCAGGAGAAGUGCCACUGUGGCGCGGGACACAAAAUGGUGUGCUCCUCGCCCGGCUGCGGAGACCUCGAGACCUGUGCGGUGGAGGCGGGCGUCGCCAAGUGCGUGCCGGCCCACCCCGGCACGUGCCAGGUGCUGGGCGGCUUUGGGUACAUCACCUUCGACGGCUACGCGUUGGCCCAUCACGGAAUAUGUACCUACGUUCUCACGCAGUCGAAGACGUCUGCCCUGCCUCCCUUUAAAGUGCUUGUGAGCGUAGAGCGAGUGGAGAACGCACUCGAUGACCCACUUAAGGCGAUCGUCUUGAUUCUGGAUGCAGAUGAAGUGGAGCUUUUCCCUGGAAUUCUUUGGAAAGUCAGGGUCAACCAAGAAGAUUUCACCUUACCCAUGAACAUUAACAACAGUGCAAUAAAGGCUUACCAAGAUGGCGGCAGCAGUGUCCUGGAGACUGACUUCGGACUGCAGAUUCGCUUCACCUCAACGCUCUACGUCCAGGUCAUCGUACCACCGGGCUACUCUGGCGCCACCUCUGGCCUGUGUGGGAACUACAACGGCAACGCUGCAGAUGACCUGAACCCUGACCCCCAUUCCAAGCAGCCGGCAGGCAGCCCCUCCGCCUUCCUGGAGAGCUGUGCCGAGGCGGCACCGGGCCAGCAGUGCGCCCUGGGCUGUGUGGCUAACUGCGGGCCUUGCUCCGGCGUUUCGGAGCGGAAGGGGCACGCCAGCGACCCCUGCGACCUCCUCACCUCCACCAGCGGCCCGUUCAGCCGCUGCUGCAACGCGGUGCCCGUUCAGCCGUACCACGACGCGUGCGUGCGGACCCGCUGCUCCACUUCCAGGAGACAGGAGGCGCUGUGCUUGUCCCUGGAGGCCUACGCCGCAGCCUGCCGGGCCAAGGGAAUCCAGGUGGACGCCUGGAGGGAGCCGGGCUGCCGCCUUCAGUGCCCGGACCAAAGCUACGCCAGCAGCCUUGUCGAUUCGUGUUCCAGUACCUGUCCUGAGAUGAUCACUCCUGGCCUGUGCGAGAGGCGCUCUGAAGGCUGCCAGUGUAAUGGCAGUUUAGUUUUCAACGGCGACGUGUGUGCGCGGGUCAGGCAGUGCGGAUGCGUGCAUCGUGGAAGAUACAUCAAGAAUGAGGAGUUCUUCUAUGCCAAAGGCUGCACUAAGAGGUGCUGGUGUGAGCCACUGGGGGGCACGGCCUGCGCCCAAACCUCCUGCAGCUCUGGACUGCAGUGCCUGCUCAAGGACGGGGCGUGGGGUUGCCACGGCGACGUGGGCGUCUGCCAGGUCCGGCCCGACCUCUCGUUCAGGACCCUGGACGGCCUGGAGUCGAACCUGCGGCCCGACGAAGCCUUCAACCUGGCUUCCAGCUGCGACCGCCAGUGCGACCUCUGGUUCCAGCUGGUCCUCUUCCGAGGUCUCUGCGCGGGGAGUCGCGCGGUCAACGCGCUGCAGCUGCUCCUGCACGGGGCCACCGUGGUCGUUCAGAACGGGGUGGUGUACGUGGAUGGGGACCUGGUGUCCCUCCCCUUCUCCUUGUCCUCGGGAGUUUCCGUAAGCCGCAUCUGGGACUGGCCGGAGGUCAGGGUUGUGGUGAGGAAGGGUUCGGGGGCAGACUCCCAGCCAGACCUGGAGCUGGAGGCCAGCACAUCAGGAAGUGUGUGGGUGAGGCCGUCUUCGGUGUAUUCUGACAAGCUGUGCGGCGCGUGCGGGAACUACAACGGUCUGGCUCGUGACGAUCUCCCCCAUUCCAAAAACUGGACCAUGAGCUUAAAUGGCUGCGGGCCCUCUUCAACCAUGGGGACCAAACUGUUACUGCCUUGUUUUGUGGCUCUGCUGUCAUGUGAACUCUGCCAUGCUGGGUUGGCAGGGAAAGAGUUUGCUACAGUCUUUAUGCAAAACAACCAGCCAGACUACAAGGAUGCCUCUUUCCAGAUCCAAAUCUCUGCUCUGCAUGCCAACACUAAGGUCAAGGUGAGCGUUCCCCAGAUGGGCUUCGUUCAGGAGCGGACGCUCGGGGCUGGCGAAGGCACAACCAUCCAGAUGCCUUCCAAAGUUGAGAUGUAUGCCUCUCAGAAGUCAUGUAAAACGGUCCAGAUCGAGGCCACUCAGGAAGUUGUGGUAGCCUCCCUUAACUACAAGCUGUACACCGCUGACACCUCAUUGGUCUACCCCGUGACAGAGUGGGGGACAGAAUACUAUGUCUUCACUCCCUCUACCUCCCCCGAUCAAACCUUCAAAGAAUUCUCCGUCACCAACCACAAGCAGCGCAACACAGUUCAAAUCUUCCCCUUGGUGCCGGUGAGGUUCCAGGGAGAGACAUUUAUCCCCGGCAGUAAGAUCAAUGUGGAGCUUGAGCCUUUUGAGAGUCUGCAGAUCCAGAGCUACCAUGAUCUAACGGGCACCCGGGUACUCUCCACUCUCCCGGUGGCAGUCUCCAGUGGCCACACCUGCACCUGGAAGUUCUCCAAGUGCAACCAUGUGUAUGAACAGCUGCUGCCUGUCCAGAACUGGGGCAAGAGUUUCCUGGUGGCACCCCUGUGCUUCCAAACCCGCUAUGACAGUAUCUAUGUACAGGCCUCUCAGACUACUCAGGUGGUGAUCAAAUCGGGUGGCCAGGACAAGGUGAUGCUUCUGAACAAGGGUCAGAUUGAAGAGUUCCGCAUUGAGAUGAACAACGGUGCCCUCAUCACUGCCGACCAAGGCAUCCAGGUCCUCUACAUGUUCAAUGGAGUCCGUCUGAGAAGUUCCCUGAUGUAUGACCCGUUCCUCAUGAUGGUGUUGCCCACUGACCGCUUCUGCUCCUCGUACACCUUGAAUGGGCAGGCCGGAUUUGACAACAAGGCUCUCUUCCUGGUUCGUAAUAGCGACCUGCCCGGGCUCAGGUUUGACAAUGCCCCCCUGCCCAGCAAUGUGCAGUUCACACCAAUAGGCGGGUCCGAGUUCUCCUGGGCCGAGGUACCCUUCAAGGCGGGGUUUGGCCAACACAGUGCUUCCCAACCUACCGCAUCCUUUGGGGCCUACAGCAUUGGUGUGAGCCAAAUGAAUGGCUAUGGAGCCCCAGCACUCUGCGGCCAAUCAGGUGGAGGUCCUUCCCCACCUUCCUGCAGUUCCAUAACAUGCAGCACAGACCAGGAAUGCCAGAUGAAAGACGGAUACCCAACCUGUGUCAAAAAACGCCCGUCAGGCACAUGCUGGGCAAUGGGCGACCCGCACUACCGCACGUUUGAUGGGCGCUACUUCAACUUUAUGGGCACCUGCACCUACAUCAUCGCGAAGAACUGCCAGGCCAAUGACGGCCUGCCACCGUUCGAAGUGGAGACUCAUAAUGAGAACCGUGGGAACAUCAGGGUCUCCUAUGUGGGCCUGGUCACAGUUAAGGUGUAUGGAGUCACCAUCAAUGUGGCCCGCUCCGAGAAUGGACUUGUUAGGAUUGACUACAGCCUCUACAGACUCCCAGUGGUCCUAAAACAGGAUAAGUUGAAGCUGUUCCAGAGGGGGCAAUCUGUGGUGAUUGAGACGGAGUUUGGCCUGACGGUGCAGUACGACUGGGAGUCUUACAUUGUGGUCACCCUCUCAGGUGCCUUUGCCGGCAAAGUGUGCGGCAUGUGUGGCAACUUCAAUGGCAACCCCAAUGACGAUUUUGCCACGCCCAGCGGCUCACAGGCACCCAAUGCGGUCGACUUUGGCCGCAGCUGGAAGGUCCCAGGUCUGGCCGGGGAUGUGCUCUGCCGAGACGAGUGCUCGGGACAAUGCGAGAAGUGCGAGCACAACCUGCUGAAGCGCUGGGAGGGCGAGGUCUUCUGUGGCCUCCUCACCAGCAUCAUGGACGGGCCCUUCCGCUUGUGCCACGCCGCCAUCGACCCGCACAUCUACCUGGAAAACUGCGUGUACGACGUGUGCAUGGGCGACGGGCUGAGGCACUUCCUGUGCCAGGCUUUGGAGGGCUAUGUCAGUGCCUGCCAGGCAGCCGGCAUCAAAGUGUUCGACUGGAGGAACAUUGCUCGCUGCCCGGCCAAGUGUCCGGCACACAGCCACUACGAGCUGUGUGGGACUGCCUGCCCUGCCACCUGCGCUGACCCCAGCGCCCCAUCCAAAUGUAAAGCCCUCUGUGUGGAGAGCUGCACCUGUGACGAUGGCUUCCUCCUGAGCGGUGGCAAAUGCGUGCCCAAGCAGAGCUGCGGCUGCCCCUACGAAGGCCGGCAUAUUCCACCCGGAGAGUCCGUCUGGGCAGACGACGGCUGCCACAAACGGUGCUACUGCAACCCCACCAGCAAUCAGGUGGAGUGCAAGGACACCGGGUGCAAGGCCGGGGAACAGUGCCAGGUGGUAAACGGCAUCAGGGACUGCCACCCGGUGUCCUACAGCACCUGCUCGGCCAUCGGCGACCCCCACUACAACACCUUUGACGGGCAGCACUACGACUUCAAGGGCACAUGCGUGUACAAGCUGGUGGGCGUUUGCUCCGAUGACCCCGGCCUUGUGCACUUCGAGGUGCUGGUGCAGAAUGACUUCCGAGGCAGUAGGGUAGUGUCCUUCACCAAGCUGGUAGAGAUUAAAGUGUACGGCCUGAGAAUCGACAUCAGUAAGGAGAACAGUGGGAAGGUCAUGGUGAAUGGAGAGCUCACACACUUGCCUGUGUACCUGGCUGAUGGCAAUGUGUACAUCUACAAGAGUGGCUGGUAUGCAGUGGUCAAGACUAACUUCGGGCUGAAGGUGUCAUUUGACUGGAACAGCGCGGUCUCUGUCACCCUCCCCAGCACCUACAAGGGUGCCGUGUGCGGCCUGUGUGGUAACUACAACGGCAAACAGCAGGACGACCUGACAGAGAAGGACGGCAAGGUCUCAGCCAACCCCACCGAAUUCGGCAAGAGCUGGCAGGUGGCGGAGAUCCCAGGCUGCGUCCACGGCUGCAAGGGGGCCUGCCCUGACUGUGACAUCACGCAGAAGCGCGAGUAUGAAACCAAUGAUUUCUGCGGGCUCCUGCGCGACCCCAAGGGGCCCUUCCGUGACUGUCACGCCAACGUGGACCCCAGCGGCGCCUUCCAGGACUGUGUCUACGACGUCUGCCUCUACAAGGGUCAGAAGGAUGUGCUUUGCAAGGCCAUCACCGACUACACCACAGCCUGCCAGGACAGCGGGGCCAAGGUCUACCCCUGGCGCUCUGAAAAGUUCUGUCCUACCAAAUGCCCAUUAAACAGCCACUACGAGGUGUGCGGUGCCGGCUGCCCAACCACCUGCCAGAGCCUGUCUCCACCCCUGGGCUGUGAUUCGCAGUGCCAGGAGGGCUGCACCUGCGACGAGGGCUUCAUCCUGAGCGGCGACCGCUGUGUGCCCUUCUCCCAGUGCGGCUGCGUCUACAAUGACCGCUACUACAGGAUCGGCGAGACCUUCUACCCCAACGGGAAGUGCGAGGAGGAGUGCACCUGCUCGCAGGAUGGGGAGGUGAAAUGCAAGAAGUUCUCCUGCGGGCCGAAUGAGAAGUGUGAGGUGGCGGACGGAGUGCGCAAGUGCCAGCCCGUUGGGUCAGGCGUGUGUGUGGCGUCCGGGGACCCCCACUACACCUCCUUCGACGGCUACCACUUUGACUUCCAGGGCACCUGCACCUACACCCUGGCCAAGGGGUGUGGCCUGGAGGGAACACAUUUGGUCCCAUUCUCGGUGCAGGUGGAGAACGAGAGGUGGAGGCCUGCCUGGUGGAGUAAGGUCGCCGUCACAGAGCUAGUGGCUGUGGAGGUCUAUGGCUACACACUGAUCAUGCGGGAGAACAUGCGUGGCGUUUUGGUCAAUGGUGUGUUAAACAAUGUACCGCUGAGUCUGAACGAUGGAGCGGUGGAGGUCUACCCGGACGGCAGGCACUACACCGUGAAGACCAACUUUGGCCUCAUUGUGACCUACAACCUUGUGUACCAAGUCACUGUCACGGUCCCCGGCAACUACCGUGGGAAAACCUGCGGCCUGUGUGGAAACUUCAAUGACAAUAAGAAAGAUGAGUUCCGCCUGCCUGAUGGAAAUCUUGUCACGGAUGUCAAUGUCUUUGGGGCAGCGUGGAAGGUGGCCAUCCCCGGCGUAGUGUGUGAUGAUGGUUGCUCUGGCAACAACUGCCCCAAUUGCAACCCCAAGCUGAAGGAAAUCUUCCAGGAGCGUAGCUACUGUGGCAUCCUCACGGAUCCCAAAGGACCCUUUGCCGCGUGUCACGCAAAUCUGGACCCGGUCCCCUACUUCAACAACUGCAUCUUCGACAUCUGUGCGUCCAAUGGUGACCACGAGGUGCUGUGUGACAGCGCUGCCUCCUAUGCGCUCAACUGCGAAACUGCCGGCGCCGACAUCAAGACUUGGAGGACUCCAUCCUUCUGUCCAAUGUCCUGCCCGUCCAACAGCCAUUACGAGAUCUGUGCGGAAACCUGUGCCAACUCCUGCCCGGGCCUCUCGGACAUUGUCGAGUGCUCCAGCACCUGUGCAGAAGGCUGUGACUGCGACGAAGGCUUCCUCUUCAAUGGGGAGAGCUGCAUCCUGGCCGAGCAGUGUGGCUGUUAUGACAACGGACGCAGCUACAAGCCAGGGGAAGUGGUGUACGAUGACGACUGCAAGCAGGUGUGCACGUGUGAUGCCGUUAAAGGCCUGAGCUGCCAGGCCCACACUUGUCCCAGUGGAACCGAGUGCCUUGUCAGGAAGGGGGUCAAGGCGUGCUUCAAUACAGAUCCUUGCAAGGACGCCAAGUGCCGUGUGAAAGAGACGUGCCAGGUAGAGAAGGGCGAAGCUGUGUGCGUACCCCAAUACACCGGCACCUGCUGGGCCUGGGGUGACCCCCACUACCACACCCUCGACGGGUUCAACUAUAACUUCCAGGGCACCUGCAAGUACACUAUCUCCAAGACCUGUGGUGACGUGGCGGGCCUGGUGCCCUUCUCCAUAGAGGAGAGGAAUGACAACCGUGGCAGCACUGCCGUCUCCUUCGUCAGGGAGGUGGACGUGACUGUGUACGGCUACACUUUCACCAUGAUCAAGUAUCAAUGGGGCCGAAUCAUGGUGGAUAAUGAGUUACUGAACCUCCCCCUGGAAAUGGGGCAGAAUCUGGUGACGGUGACCCAGUUGGGCUACACGAUGGUGCUGCUGACGAACUUCGGCCUGCGCGUUUCCUAUGACGGAGUCUCCAUGGUGAUCAUCCAGCUUCCCAGCAGUUACUAUGGCAGCGUGUGUGGGCUGUGCGGCAACUUCAAUGGCGAUUUCAAGGACGAGCUCCGCAACCCCGCUGGACAACCCGUCCCCUCCAUCAUCGACUGGGGCAAGAGCUGGAGGGUGCCGGACCCCCAGGACCCCAACUGCUGGGACAACUGUCAGGUCGGCUGCCCCACCUGCGAUGGUAACCUCCUGAAGCUCUACGAGACGGAGGCCUACUGCGGGGCCCUCACCAACAAGGUGGACAGCGUCUUCCAGAAGUGCCACGACAAGGUGGACCCAAAGGUCAUCAUGGAGAACUGCGUCUAUGACGUGUGCCUCCACAAGGGCGACAAGAAGAUGCUGUGCCAGGCGCUCACUUCUUACAGCGAGAUGUGCCUGAAGGAGGGCAUCGUCCUGAAGGACUGGAGGACCAAGUUUGGCUGCCCUAUGAGUUGCCAGCCCCACAGUCAUUACGAGGCCUGUGCCAGCCCCUGCCCCUUAACCUGCCCGAUCACAGAGCAGGACCGUCCGGUCUGCCAGGGGGUAUGCUCCGAGGGCUGUGUGUGCGACAAAGGCUACGCCCUGAGCGCUGGCAAGUGCGUGCCCGCCAAGGAGUGCGGCUGCUCCUACCAAGGGCGCUACUAUGAACCCGGUCAGAGCUUCUGGGGCGAUGAGGGCUGCCAACAGCUGUGCAUGUGUGACCAGGCCCUGGGCAUGGUGGUGUGCCGCCCGGCGGGCUGCAAGGCCACCGAACGCUGCGCAGUGGAGGACGGAGUUCGCGCCUGCCGCCCACUCAGCUACUCCACCUGCACGGCCGCCGGAGACCCCCAUUAUCGCAGCUUCGAUGGCCGACGCUUCAACUUCCAGGGCACCUGCAUCUACCAGCUGGUGGCGCUGUGCUCCAAAGACCCAAGCCUCACAGCCUUUGAGGUGACAGUGCAGAACGACCACCGCGGGAGCAAGGCGGUGUCCUACACCAAGGUGGUGACGGUGGAGGUGUACGCCAUUACCAUCACGAUCAGCAAGGACUACCCUUUCAAGAUUAUGGUGGAUGGCCAGUUCACCUCCAUGCCAUUCCAGUAUGAAGACAAGUUGGUGGUGUUCCGCAGCGGCUGGAUCGCAGUGGUGGAGACGGCAUUCGGCAUGCGGGUGACCUUCGACUGGAACAGCGUGGUGACUGUGACCCUCCCCAACACGUACCAGGGUGCCGUCUGCGGCCUCUGUGGCAACUACAACCAGAACCCUAGCGACGAUGGAACACAGCGCGAUGGGCAGGCAGCAGCAAGUGAGUCCCAGCUUGGGGAGAGCUGGAAGGUAGGCGUGGUCCCUGGAUGCACCUCCGGCUGCACGGAGCCCGAGUGCAAGGCCUGCUCCGACUCCCAAAUCGACGCCUACCGGGCCCAACGCUACUGUGGAAUCAUCGCCGACAAGUCUGGGCCCUUCCGAGAUUGCCACGCCCGAGUGGACCCCGCCCUUUACCUGGAGGACUGCGCGUUCGACGCCUGCCACUAUAAAGGCCGCAAUUCUGCUGUCUGUGAGGCUAUUGCUGCUUACGUGUCCGCCUGUCAGAGCGAGGGAGUGGUCAUCCAGUCCUGGAGGAGUGAUUCUUUCUGCCCGGUCUCCUGCCCCAAAAACAGCCAUACGACUUGCUCCCGGGGUGCCCCCCCAAACCGCGCCGACGGGCCCCGGGCCCGCUGCCACCUUCCCUUUGGGGGGGCUGCCAGUGCACGAAAAAGGGGGACCUGCUGGGGGGAUGCCGUUUUUCCCCGGGCCCCCGUAAAUAACGAGGUACAGAACCUCCCCGUGGAAAUGGGAUCGAAUCUGGUGACGGUGAUCUACUCCAAUAACAUGGCGGUGCUGCAGACGAACUUCGGCCUGCGCGUUUCCUAUGACUGGAACUCCAGGCUGCUCAUCCAGCUUCCCAGCAGUUACUAUGGCAGCGUGUGUGGGCUGUGCGGCGACUUCAAUGGCAAUUCCAAGGACGAGCUCCGCAACCCCGCCGGGAAAGCCGUCCCCUCCAUCCUCGACUGGACCAAGAGCUGGAGGGUGCCGGACCCCCAGGACCCCAACUGCUCUGACGACUGUCAGGAGGGCUGCCCCACCUGCGAUGGUAAACUCAGGAAGCAGUACGAGACGGAGGACUACUGCGGGGCCCUCACCAAGGCGGACAGCGUCUUCCAGCAGUGCCACGACAAGGUGGACCCAAAGGCCUUCAUGGAGAAUUGCGCCUAUGACAUGUGCCUCCUCAAGGGCGACAAGCAGAUGCUGUGCCAGGCACUCAGCUCUUACAGCGAGAUGUGCCUGAAGGAGGGCAUCGUCCUGAAGGGCUGGAGGAACAAGUUUGGCUGCCCUAUGAGUUGCCAGCCCCACAGUCAUUACGAGGCCUGUGCCAGCCCCUGCCCCUUAACCUGCCCGAUCACGGAGCAGGACCGUCCGGUCUGCUUGGCGGUAUGCUCCGAGGGCUGUGUGUGCGACAAAGGCUACGCCCUGAGCGCUGGCAAGUGCGUGCCCGCCAAGGAGUGCGGCUGCUCCUACCAAGGGCGCUACUAUGAACCCGGUCAGAGCUUCUGGGGCGAUGAGGGCUGCCAACAGCUGUGCAUGUGUGACCAGGACCUGGGCAUGGUGGUGUGCCGCCCGGCGGGCUGCAAGGCCACCGAACGCUGCACGGUGGAGGACGGAGUUCGCGCCUGCCGCCCACUCAGCUACUCCACCUGCAUUGCCUCCGGAGAUCCCCAUUACCGCACCUUCGAUGGCCGACGCUUCAACUUCCAGGGCACCUGCGUCUACCAGCUGGUGGCGCUGUGCUCCAAAGACCCAAGCCUCACAGCCUUUGAGGUGACGGUGCAGAACGACCACCGGAAGAGCAAGGCAGUAUCCUUCACCAAGGUGGUGACGGUGCAGGUGUACGGCAUUACCAUCACGAUCAGCAGGGAUUACCGUUUCCAGAUCAUGGUGGAUGGCCAGUUCACCUCCAUGCCAUUCCAGUAUGAAGACAAGUUGGUGGUGUUCCGCAGCUGCCGGACAGCUGUGGUGGAGACGGCGUUCGGCAUGCGGGUGACCUUCAACUGGAACAGCGUGGUGACCGUCACCCUCCCCAACACCUACCAAGGUGCCGUCUGCGGCCUCUGUGGCAACUACAACCAGAACCCUAGCGACGAUGGAAUGCUGCGCGAUGGGAAGGCAGCAGCGAGCGGGUCCCAGCUUGGGGAGAGCUGGAGGGUGGACGUGGUCCCUGGAUGCACCUCCGGCUGCACGGGGCCCGAGUGCAAGGACUGCUCCGCCUCCCAAAUCGACGCCUACCGGGCCCAACGCUACUGCGGAAUCAUCGCCGACAAGACUGGGCCCUUCCGUGACUGCCACGCUCGAGUGGACCCCGCCCCUUACCUGGAGGACUGCGCGUUCGACGCCUGCCAUUUUGAGGAACGCGAUGAUGUUAUCUGCGAGGCUGUUGCUGCUUACGUGUCCGCCUGUCAGAAUGAGGGUGUGGCCAUCCAGUCCUGGAGGAGUAGCUCUUUCUGCCCGGUCUCCUGCCCCAAAAACAGCCACUACGAGCUCUGCUCCUCGGGCUGCCCCGCCACCUGCGCCAGCACGUCCGCGGCUGCCCGCUGCCACCUGCCCUGUCGGGAGGGCUGCCAGUGCGACGAGGGGCACCUGCUGAGCGGGGAUGCCUGUGUUCCCGUGGCCGAGUGUGGCUGCUCAUACGGCGGGCGCUAUUACAAGAAGUGCGAGGUGUUCUACCCCCUCGGCCAGUGCCAGGAGCAGUGCAAGUGCGGCGAGAACGGGGCCAUCGAAUGCCAGAAGUUCAAGUGCGGCCCCGGUGAGGCCUGCAAGGUGGUGGGCGGAGUCAACGGGUGUCACCCAGUGAGUGAGAGAAAGUGCGUGGCCUCCGGUGACCCUCACUACAUCUCAUUUGACGGGCGGCGCUUCGACUUCCAGGGCACCUGUGUCUACACUCUGGCCAAGGUGUGUGACAUGGGUGAGAAGCGGCUGGUCUCCUUUACUGUGGAAGAGAGCAACGAGAAAUACGGCAAUGGCAAGGUUGCUGUUACCAAGGCGGUGGCGGUGGUGGUCUAUGGCUAUGUUAUCACCAUUGAGCAGGGCAUGCGAUGGAGAGUGAUCGUCAAUAACACGAAGAAGAGCCUGCCACUGUCUCUGGACGAGGGCCGCAUCACCGUGAACAAGGACCGCAGCAACAUCAUCGUGAGCACAGACUUUGGGCUGCGGGUGCUGUACAACGCCAUGUACUAUGUGGAGGUGGUGGUGCCCUCCGCCUACGAAGGAAAGAUGUGCGGCCUCUGCGGCAACUACAACGACGACCUCAUGGACGACUUCCUGUUGCCGAGCGGCGAGGAGACGGGCGACGUGGACGAUUUUGGCAAUGCCUGGACCAUUUCAUCUGAAUGCAGUCAAGCUGGAAAAAAGGGCAAGUGAGACCAACAUGGAUAACCCGGCUUUCAGAACCACCCACAUCUGACAUCACCGACUAAGCCGCCUCCCCUUUAUAAUAUUGCUUUCCUAAUUAAUUUUUUCUUGCAAAGCAGUAGCCUUGUCACCUUUUCAGUCUACUUUGGUCCCCCCCCACCCCCACCCCCACCCCCCCACACCCGAAACUUGUUUCAGAACUCUUCUCAUUUAUCACUAUGUAAGGAGUGGGUAGGGCAGGGAUUGGAUGGAGUUUUAUUGUACAUCGUUUUUAACUAGGUUUUCUAAUUGUAUGGGGGUAGUGGACCUGAAUUUUUCAUUUUCUGUCUUCAGUUUAUAGAAGUAGUAAUUUCUUGUACUGUUUACUGGAACCAACAAAUAAAGAGAUACAUGCCAUUGAA
Molecule: messenger RNA, 21352 nt
Organism: Anguilla rostrata (American eel)
Lineage: Eukaryota; Metazoa; Chordata; Actinopteri; Anguilliformes; Anguillidae
Product: IgGFc-binding protein-like
Exons: 51
Coding region: 3-20960 (6985 amino acids)
Molecular function (GO): protein binding
Source: RefSeq, a predicted model, not a curated record